Scleropages formosus (Asian bonytongue) is the source of this 1189-nucleotide messenger RNA. Its product is annotated as D-beta-hydroxybutyrate dehydrogenase, mitochondrial. Gene Ontology annotation, cellular component: intracellular membrane-bounded organelle. Gene Ontology annotation, molecular function: oxidoreductase activity. The transcript has 4 exons. Gene Ontology annotation, biological process: steroid metabolic process. NCBI's taxonomy places the organism in Eukaryota, Metazoa, Chordata, Actinopteri, Osteoglossiformes, Osteoglossidae. Bases 20 to 955 code for a protein of 311 amino acids. The record is from RefSeq and is a predicted model, not a curated record.
CAUCGCUGCUCUGCUCUUGAUGCAGCAGAGUGGUAACAGCAUGCUAUGGGAUGCACACGGGAGAGCCGUGUUAAUAACGGGAUGCGACAGCGGCUUCGGUUUUCACCUGGCCAAGAGGCUCGAUGCCAUGGGCUUCUGGGUGUUUGCCGGGUGCCUGCUCCCCAAAGGAGAGGGCGCUCAGCUGCUGGCUGGAACAUGCUCCAGAAGACUGAAGCUUAUAAAGUUAGACGUCACCAAAGACGAUGAUGUGACACAAGCAAAGAUGUUUGUGCAAUCAAAUCUGCCACAGAAAGGUCUUUGGGCAGUAGUGAACAAUGCUGGUAUCACAGACUGGGCCGAGACCGAGUGGAACUCGGUGAGCGACUAUUACAGAUUAGCAGAUGUCAACUUGUUUGGCUGCAUCAGGACAACUAUACCAUUCCUGCCGCUGAUCCGUUCUUCAAAAGGUCGAGUUGUUUUUAUGUCAAGCAUUUUUGCCUUUUUCAAUUGUUUAAACAUGGGAUCCUACAGCGUUUCUAAAAGAGGGAUGGAGGCGUUUGCUGACUGCUUGAGAGUGGAAAUGGCAUCUUUUGGUGUCAAGGUCAGCCUCAUCCAGCCAGGAAAUUUUGGCCCAGCAACAAAUAUUGUGAAAGAAAAAACAACCCAAGAGAUCUGGGACAAACUGGAUGAAAAUCAGCAGAAGAUGUUCAAUAAAGAGUACAUUGAACUGGCGAAUGAGUAUUUCAGUGCAACGUGCAAGGAAGGACUUAAAGAUGUAAAUAUUGUCACUGAUGCUUUGGUAGAUGCACUUACAUCCACAAAGCCAAAAUUUAGAUACCUUCUUGUGAACAGAGUGGACAAGGUAUUUUUCACCAUGCUUCCUUAUUUGCCCACAUUUCUGUCUGAUACCAUCUUUUCUCUGAGUCCUAUGUUCUCCAAAAGAAAAAUGAUGCUGUACUCAUCAGGAAAGAUAUGAAGAUGGAAAAUUUUUAAACGCAGAUUUAAUAACCAGUGGUUGAAGGUGUUAAUGCCAUGAAGAAAACGGCAUUUUGUAAAAACUUUCUUACGUAGCAACUACUGGCACCCGGAGAUCCUCAAACCGUAAACUGGCAAAAUGUGUAGUCUUGUGUUUCAGUUUGAGUGUGAAGGAUUUAUAAUUUAUGCUAUUAUUUUGUACUGAUUGUUUACCUUUUAAAAUGAAAAUCCAUGU